AUGGUCGUGAGCGAUUUGGAUCCAAUUGCUGGAAAGGACCUGGUGCUGCCAUUUCUCCCUGCCCUUCAAGAAAUAUUCAGCUUGCCAUGCUCGAUUUCUUGCACCCGUGAUAUGGAGAAGGUCAGCUUUGAGAACAUGCAACUGUCGACCCAGGGUGCUGAGAGACAGCGAAAAGAUAUCCUCAAGACUGCUCUCCGAUUUGAACAGCUGUUAGUUGAGCGCCGACGCACCUCCUCAGACAUGAACGACUCAGAGAUCCUUGCAGAGCUUGUGACCAAAUACAAUCAGUAUCGUGCAAAUGCUGCAAUCAAGAAAUGGCAGGUGUCGGCCGAUGGUCACCAGGCCAUUUGGGCCAUCAUCAUUGGCCUAGAUGAGAUCUCGCGGAGUCUCAUCAAGCAACACCUUGAUCACAACAAGUGGGAGGAGAGUGGAUACAAUGAAGCACUGCUGAAGGCCAAACGCCACCAGCUGAAUGAGACAGUAAAGGGGUGCAAUGCUGUGUGGCAAGCAAUUUUGGUGGUAACACCAGAAGUUCAGCACCUUCACAUCAAGAAGUACAACAUGUGGUGGGCCAUGAAUUGUCGCAAAAUGAAGCGCUCCAUGAGGUCACGUCAUCGAUGGUCUGAGGAGAACUGGAACCGGAACGUGGACCAUUGCUGUGUGGCGGUUUGGGCAUGCAACGAGAUUGCCAAGAUGAAUGACCCACGGAUCACGCAGACUAUGGAUUAUUCACAAGACAUUGAUGCCAUGUUGAUUGCCAAGCCUGUUCGCAUGACUGUUGAGAGCUUGGUGAUGUUCCAAGACCACAUUGGCAAGCCACUAGCCAAAAGCAGUUCAGUACCUGGUGCUAUGAUGGCAGACUCCGCAGAAGUGGAUGAGGCUCAGGAACAGCUAUCUGCAGCUGAGUACGCAGUAGUUUGUGCUUCACUCGCUGCUGACUUCAAAGAAGCUGUGGCCUACAACCUCAGGGUAAACAAGGUGCUUCACCUUCGAGACCAGAUUCAGACUGGACUCCAGCUUGCAGAUCGGUGUAUGGAGCGUCGUUGCAUGAUGCUGUGCACAGACAAGCCCACGGACUCGCUGUCUACAUUCAUGAGACGAGUGGUGCAGGAAGCUUCACAGUGCUUUCCUGAAGCUGAGCUUCAGUGCACACACCACAUCGGGUACCUUGACACCACCAAGUAUGGAAGAUUGGGGAUGCCUGAAAUCAACGAGAUGGCUUCUUGGACACUUCGGACUUUGAAUCUGAAACCAGAGCGCAGUUCCUUGGUCUUCAAUUUCACAUGGUAUGUGUGCGAUUACGUGACACCGGAAAGUGGAACGUUUUUCUCCCAUGAGACAGGGCGUUCGCUCACCGACAAAGAAGAUGGAGCUCAGUGGUUUUCGGCGCCAGCAACCAUCAAGUCGAUUUUGACUGCUUGCUUGAGCAAAGUCUCGACCGUCAAGGGACAGAUCUGCGUCAUUCACCACUACUCCAUGUACGAGGGGGCCUUCGAGAAAGUUGCAAUCGAUCUGAUGACUGAACUCCAAAGCAACGCCUACCUCGCCUGCUACAGCGAGACUGCGCACCCUUUGCUUUUCCAGUUUGCAUUGGGGCAAGUGAAGGACAAGCUUCUGGAGGACUCAUUGAAUGUGCAAAUGUUGGAAUGGAAAGGAGGGACUGGGCUCAUGGGGGCCUUCAGUCCCAAAUUCUGCCCUGAACCAGACCAGAGUGCCCUGAUGGUCCCACGGAUGCCUGAGCUGAAGCUUUGCCGCAUGGUUGGAAAUGGCCAUCUGGAGAUUCCACAAGAAGUGAGGGCCAAGUGGUUGGGAGAUCCAGGUUUGAAGGGUAUUUGUUGCUUGGUUGAGUUCAACUUUUGUGUUCUGAUCCAAGACCCUGACUGGCGAGUUCGCCUGAAGAACUUCGACUCAGUCUUUGCUCCUACCGACAACCCAACAGCAGCUCCAGCUCCUGAGCCUGUCCCACAAGAUGCCAACAAAGACCUGGGGCAGGAUCUGCCCACUCCAGAACGUGCUGUUGAUGGGCAGACAUUGUUGACCCCGCCAGCUUUGAGUAAAGAGGACUUUGAUGCACAGUACAAGGAUUGUGAGGUGAAGGCAGUGACUUUGUCGGUGGGUGCCCAAAAUCUCACAUGCAGCAUCGUGAACGACAAGGUGUACCUGAGCACAACAAUGAACUCACCUUCACGUUUGUUGGGGGUUCAGACUCCAUCCAGCAAGCCGCUGUUCCUCUAUGCCGGCGGAAGCUGGGGAGCUGCUCAGUUUUCAGGCUUUGAGGUUAUGCGACAACCCUGCAAGGCCAAGGACUUCUUGUCGAAAGAGGCCAACCAAAACAAAGCUGUGGAGUUCCGUCUGUCUUCGGGAGACGAACUGGUGUGCCUCGAGGAGCAAAGCCCUCAGGGCCUGGUGGACAUUGGGCCGUUCACAGUGUACAAGAUGAUUGUGGGUUUUGAGAAAAGGGCAUGA
Durusdinium trenchii is the source of this 2466-nucleotide messenger RNA. The record is from the annotation of a GenBank genome assembly. Lineage: Eukaryota; Dinophyceae; Suessiales; Symbiodiniaceae.